This is a messenger RNA of Recurvomyces mirabilis, 1668 nucleotides long. RefSeq lists its product as uncharacterized. The transcript is spliced from 3 exons. NCBI's taxonomy places the organism in Eukaryota, Fungi, Ascomycota, Dothideomycetes, Mycosphaerellales, Teratosphaeriaceae. The record is from RefSeq and is a predicted model, not a curated record. Bases 1 to 1668 code for a protein of 555 amino acids.
AUGUCCUCCUUAGUAGAACCAACAUGGCAAACCCGCAGUAAACAAUAUCGAGAUUUCGCUGCCGCGAAGAUCCCCGAGGCGUGGCGACUCGAUGCAAAGUGGACAGCAGACGUCGGACCCGAAUCUUCUCAAAAUGUCCUUGCAAUACCCGGACAAUCCCGUCUCAUGACAGACCAAGAACUCCACAUCACCGAAGCCUACGACGCCGUUGCACUCCUCGAAAAGCUAGCCAGUGGCGAGCUGAGCUCCGUCGACCUCACAACUGCUUUCUGCAAACGAGCCGCCAUAGCCCAGCAGCUUACCUUCUGUCUGACAGAAACGUUCUUUGACCAAGGGAUCGAGAGAGCAAGAUACUGCGAUGCAUACCUCGCCGAGCACAAGAACCCCAUCGGACCUCUUCACGGCCUACCAAUCAGUAUCAAGGACAGUUUCAACGUCAAGGGGAUAGCUAGCUCCAUCGGCUUCGUCUCCUUCCUCGACCGUGAUCCGGUGCAAAACGACUCAGCUCUAGUGAAAGUCCUGCUUGACCUCGGAGCAGUACUCUACGUCAAGACGAACGUACCACAAAGCCUGAUGACACCUGACUCCGAGAACAACGUCUUCGGUCGCACUCUGAACCCCAAUAAACUCUGCCUUGGAGCCGGUGGAUCAAGUGGCGGCGAAGGCGCGCUCGUGAGGUUCAAAGGCUGUCCUAUAGGCGUAGGGACAGACAUAGCUGGCUCCAUCCGGAUUCCAGCUUAUGUGAACGGGACAUUCGGGCUACGACCGACGGCGAGGCGGAUACCGUAUGGAGGGCAGACGAGUCCCGGCCGACCAGGUGCAUUUGGUGUCCUACCUGUCGCCGGCCCACUGGCGAGGAGUCUACGAGAUAUCAAGACGUUCAUGAAAGCAGUCCUAGAGUACGAAUGCUGGAAGUACGACAGCGCUAUCAUCUCAACUCCAUGGCGCAGUCCGAGCACCUCUACCACGAUCGACGGUCAGAAAAGUCAAAGCCUAAAGAUCGGCUACCUCCUCGAAGACCCCCGUCUCCCACUCCACCCCACCGUCCUCCGCACAAUGAAAACCGCCAUAGCUCAGCUCGAGAAACCCGGAACCCACACGCUCCUCGACCUCUCCUCCCAAAUCCCGGAAAAUACAAUCAACGUCGCGAUGAAAUCAGGGUUUACAUCCUUUCUCAUGGAUCCCGACAACACUUCCUCCAACCAUAUCAAAGCCUCUGGCGAGCCAGUUGUCGCUUCCUUCGCCAUGGCGUCGAUGCCUGAGUUGAAGGAAUUCAAGCCUGAUUUACAGGAUGUCUGGCGCCUGAAUGUUGAGCGAGCACAGUACCAGGCUUUGUUCAGAGACUUGUUUGUCAACAACGACUUGGACGUCUUACUCAUGCCCGUGCAUUGUUCUACGGCUGUGAAGCAUGAUCUGUACGGACUACCGAUCUAUACCAUUCUAGGGAAUUUGAUCGAUCAUCCGGCUACCACGCUACCAUAUCUCAAAGCAGAUAAGAAGCUUGAUGCCGAGUACAUUCGAGACGUCAAGUACACGCCAGCAUACGAGCCCAACACGAUCGAAGGAGCGCCCUGCGGCAUCCAACUGAUAGGCCGCCCAAUGCGAGAUGAAGAGCUACUCGUCCACUCCCAGAUCAUCGCGGAUUCGCUUGGUAUCCAACCACUCUAG